AUGAACCCACACUUCCUUACGCUAGAUAUUAAUCCCCCACCAAAAGUUAAUAAAAAAGCAUGCAUUACUAUAGAAAAGGACAUUCAAAGAACAAUUACCACGCAUUCUAAUGAGUCCACAGUAUCAAGCAGAAUGAUAGAGGCAUACACAGAAUUUGUACAGAAAUUAAAUUUAGAAAGAACUGUGCAUCUAGCAGGGGCUGUUUCUGAAGAGAUUCAAAGGAUAGUUGAGCUAAUUAUAGAGCACGAAGUAAAAAGUCCUCGUUUAAAGAUAAUAAUACUUUUAGAGCACAUUUCAAAAACAGCCCCAUCCGGGAUUAAUGCACUGAAAUUACUUGAAUCCUCAAGGAAUAGUUUAAUUAACAGAUUUAAUCUCUACAAAAAUGCGUAUAACUUAGAAAUAAUCCAUAAAAACAGAAGGCUCUUCAAUUAUUCCCAUAUAUUAGAAAGUCUUUGGCGGUUUCACAGGGAGUACAAGUAUUUCUUAUCCAUUCUCAUGAAUCUUGUGCAUUCUGUUGAGAAGUGCACUGAUUUAUACUCUAAGACUCACACAGAAAAAUCCGAGAUGCUUAAUAUUCUAAAAAAUUCAGACAUGUACACAGAAAUAAUUAAUCUGAACAGCAGAGUAUCCCACUGUAUAAAUAAUUCCACAGAAGUUAAAGUUAGCGACAUAAAGUUGCUUAAAGGGUUUAUAACAUACUAUGGUGAAUUAGCAUAUAUUUCUUAUGGCGUAUACGGGUAUGGCACGUACGAUUUACUACUUCUUUUCUAUGAGUUAUUUGAUAAGAGUGGCAAUAUCAAAUCUACUUAUAGGAUGCACUAUCUCUUGCUAGUUAUAGAUAUGCAUGUAAACCAAUUCAGUAACAAGAACUUCUCAACAAUUUGCAAGAAUACGCUACUAAUCAAGAAUACUCGCAUAAAAUCCUUUCUAAACACAAAUUAUUCAAGAAUCAGGUACAUUAUACUUCCGUGUACUCAUAAAUUAUUUGGGUGUUUACUAAUCCACAUAUUUAUCACAAAUAUUCUACAAAAACUAUUCGUAUUUAUAAAUUCCCUACAAACACAUAACAAGUUCAGCAUAAUAACUAAUUUAUACAUACUCAUAUUUAUGGUAUUUUUAUAUACAGCAAGCAUUAUAUGUACAGGAUAUUUCAUUAGAAUGAAUGUAAUCAUUGAUUAUACCUACAGGAAGAGUACAAAAUGGGUUAUAAGAUACUUUACAGAUAUAAUUAUAAUUAUUACAACCAUAAUAAUUUCUGUUAUUCAAUGGAAGUAUCAGAUUAUUAUUAAGAGUGUAAUUAUAAAAUAUUUAACGGUUUUUUCAAUCGUUACAUCAUUUACUUUUAUUGUUUUAGACAGAUUAUUCAGAUUAUUACCUAUUUUUAUGUUUAAUAAGAAAAAGAAAGGCAUCCUCACAUGUACGUACUUAUGUGUGCAUCUUCUGUGUACUGUAAUAUAUUAUUAUAAUUAA
This is a messenger RNA of Nematocida parisii ERTm1, 1470 nucleotides long. RefSeq lists its product as uncharacterized. Bases 1 to 1470 code for a protein of 489 amino acids. The record is from RefSeq and is a predicted model, not a curated record. The transcript has a single exon. NCBI's taxonomy places the organism in Eukaryota, Fungi, Microsporidia.